UGGGGAUUGCCAAGGGAGACCUCAGUCAGGCUUCAGAAUCGUCCUAACAGCAGGCGGGGCUGCUGGGCCAGCUGUCCUUUUAACCUACUGAAGAAAGGCAGCUCCGGGAAGAAAGCUCCCACCUCUACAUCCAGGUUUCCUGUUUUGUGUUUCCAGUUCUGCGAGGCAGCAAAGCUACGAGGGAUUACAAGUCACCAUGGAACCCGGUUGCUAGGAGAACACCUGUGCCCACAGCACUUUGGUCCAGCGAGAGCAGGAGAGGAGAGUUGUUCCUGGAACCGGAAGAGCUGUGUUACCUGCCACCACCUGAGGAUCUCAGGGAGCAGGAUUAUCUGAAUAUGAGUGGCAAAAACUGGAUAUUAAUUUCUACUAUUUCACCCCAAAGUCUGGAAGAUGAAAUUCUGGGACGACUUCUGAAAAUUCUAUUUGUUUUGUUUGUUGACUUAAUGUCCAUUAUGUACGUUGUCAUAACUUCCUAAAAAUCUGACUUCCUUUACUCUGUGUGUAAGUUUCAAAGUGAAUUCCAGUGAAUAAAGAUCUGCAUUUUAAUAUGA
Messenger RNA from Meriones unguiculatus (Mongolian gerbil), 554 nucleotides. RefSeq names its product myoregulin (gene Mrln). The transcript is spliced from 3 exons. The coding region runs from base 339 to 479 and encodes 46 amino acids. Lineage: Eukaryota; Metazoa; Chordata; Mammalia; Rodentia; Muridae. The record is from RefSeq and is a predicted model, not a curated record.